Daucus carota subsp. sativus is the source of this 780-nucleotide messenger RNA. RefSeq lists its product as uncharacterized. The record is from RefSeq and is a predicted model, not a curated record. The coding region runs from base 1 to 780 and encodes 259 amino acids. The transcript has a single exon. NCBI's taxonomy places the organism in Eukaryota, Viridiplantae, Streptophyta, Magnoliopsida, Apiales, Apiaceae.
AUGUCGGGUUUAAUUCCAAAUGCCUCAAAAAGUGUUGUUUUCUUUGGUAAUGUCCCCUCGGCCACUCAAGACUUUUCCAUUGCCACUUCUGGUUUUAACCGAGGCGUGCUUCCUGUAAUUUAUCUUGGUCUUCCUUUAGUCUCAGGCAAGCUUAGUUUGCGGGACUGCCAGCCCUUGUUGUUAAAAAUCAGUAGCAAAAUGGAGACAUGGGGUAAUAAAUAUAUAAGCCAGGCUGGUCGUGCCCAGUUAAUCAGGUCUGUCAUCUAUGGAUUGCAAGGACACUGGUCCGACUGUCUCUUUCUUCCGAAGAAUAUUCUUAAGAAAAUCCAAAGCAUUAUGGCAAAGUUUCUCUGGAAAGGUACUCAGCAGGGUCCUUGCUUUUAUAAAGUAGCCUGGAAACAUUGUUGUCUAAAGAAAACGGAAGGAGGGUUGGGUUUUAAGGAGCUCCUUGGCUGGAAUCAGUGUGUUCUUCAGUGGCAAAUAUGGAGGAUCAUUCGACAAGAGGAGCAUUCUCUAUGGUUGAUUUGGAUUUCGAAAUAUCUGUUAAGACGUCGUGCCUUUUGGACUAUGCAAGUCCCGGACAAGUGCUCUUGGGGGCUGAGAAAAAUUUUAAAUGCUCGUGCCUCGGUUCUUCAGCGUGUCACCUAUAGAGUUGGGAGAAACUCUUGUUUUCUCCUAUGGCAUGACCCUUGGUGCCUUCGCAGUCCUCUCCUCAAUCGCUAUGGUGCAAGAGCUAUUCGUCUCUGGAAUCUCAGAACAUGGCGCCUCUUAGUACCAUAA